AUGCCGUCCUUCCAGAUGCACCCUGGCUUUGCGGGGCAGAGCAUCCGCACCAAUCCGUGGAAGCCGACACAGCUCAUCAUCUCCACCUCUCAGAACUUUGGCAUUGUCGGCUCUGGUAAGGUUUACGUUGUUGAGGCAGCCCCGGGCUUUCAGGCCGGCUCCUCGGUCUCUCUUGUAGGAUGCUGGGGAACCCCCGACGGCGUCUUCGACGCGUGCUUUAGCGAGGUCGAUCAGAACAUCGUAGUGACCGCCUGCGGUGAUGGUGUGAAGGUGUACAACUUAGCGAUGAGCCUCAACCGGGAUGGCGUGAUGCCGCUUGUGCACAACGCCGAGCACCAGGCAGAAGUGUCGUGCGUCGCAUGGAACUCAGGCCGCCGAGACACCUUCUACUCAGCCAGCUGGGACACCACCAUCAAGAUGUACAGCGCGGUGAAGCCGGAGGUGUCGGUGGUGACCAUGCAGGAGCACUUCAAGGAAGUGUACGAGGUGGCCACGACAGGGCACAGUCCGUCUUCGAUACUGUCCUGCUCCGGCGACGGCUCGUGGAAGCUGUGGGACAACCGAUCCCCGCAGCGAUCCGUGCUGACGCAGAUGGCACAUCAGAAUCAAAUUGUGCUGUCCAUCGACUUCUGCAAGAGUGACCCAAACAUCUUCGCCAGCGGCGGUGUCGACCGCACUGUCCGCGUCUGGGAUGCUCGCCGGCCCAACCAGCCGCUGGCCUCCUUUCCCGGCCACGACCAAGCAUGCCGCCGUGUUCGGUUCUCGACUCACAACCCGUCUAUGCUCGCCUCCAGCGGCUAUGACAUGCGUGUGUGCGUGUGGGACCUCUCGAAGCCGCAGCAGCCCUUGACCGCCCGCUAUCAACACCACCGGGAGUUUGUCGUCGGUCUCGAGUGGUCGCAGGCCGCGCCAAAUGCUCUCGCCUCCGCCUCGUACGAUGGAUCGGCUUUCUUUUGGUCUGUGGGCCAGGCAGCGACGGCGUCGCUGCCGGCACAACAGCUGCCGCCGGCCGUGCCGCCGCCGCGCGUGCCGCGGCCGCGCACAAAGGUGUUGCCUGGCUUGCCACAGUCCGGCAUGCCAAUGCCAAUGACAAUGACGUCUUCGCCGCGUUCCCCCCGGUAA
This is a messenger RNA of Leishmania mexicana MHOM/GT/2001/U1103, 1122 nucleotides long. RefSeq names its product peroxisomal targeting signal type 2 receptor,putative. Gene Ontology annotation, biological process: protein import into peroxisome matrix. The transcript has a single exon. Gene Ontology annotation, cellular component: cytosol; peroxisomal matrix. Gene Ontology annotation, molecular function: protein binding. Lineage: Eukaryota; Euglenozoa; Kinetoplastea; Trypanosomatida; Trypanosomatidae. The record is from RefSeq and is a predicted model, not a curated record. Bases 1 to 1122 code for a protein of 373 amino acids.